GCUAACCGAACAUGAAAACGCAGUCUCCAGUAUCGAUGGCUACAGAUGACCCCCUGCCUCCUGGGUGGGAGAUUAAAAUCGACCCACAGACAGGAUGGCCUUUUUUCGUGGAUCACAAUAAUCGAAUAACGACCUGGAAUGAUCCCAGGCACGACAGUAAAAAGGUCUCCUUCAAUGGCCCCAGUGUGCCGACAGAGAGCCUCUCUCAGGAACCACAGAAAGCGUUCCUGCGGGAGAUGAAGCACCCGGCGCUGCGGCAGGGCUACGUGCCCAUCCCGGUCACGCACGAAAAUGUGGAGCCUCGUCUGUACCACCCCACGUUCUCCCACAUUCACCCGUCUGGACUCCAGAGCAUCAGGGCUGAAGGACGCACCCCCUCCCCCACCCCGACCCUGCACUGCCGCCCCAGAUCCCCGGCACAAACCCCCCCAGAGAGCUCCCACGGAGAGCCUCACUCUUUGUCAUCCUCUUCCUCACCUGUCUCACAGCGACCUGAGGCCCACCAUCCAGCUCAGGAGACCACCACCCACACCAGCACCCUCCACCAGCCCCCGCGGGGCAGCAGCAGCAGCGCAGCUCUCCGGUCAGGCUAUAUUCCUAUUCCAGUCAUCCACGAGGGGCUGGCGGGCAUCUCGCAGCCGCCCCUCAGCCAAAGCCCUCAGCCGCAGCGCUAUUCCCAGACAGAGUUCCAGCCCUCAUUUCACCCCCGGCAACCGCCGGACUGGAGUCACGGACCUGCGCAAGCCCCACGGCCCGUCCAGCAAAUCCCCAUCCAAAUCCAACAGAACCGCUCACCCAGCCCCAGCCUGCCCCCGCACAUCCGGGCUCAGUCUCCAGUCAUGGCACAGAUCAUGGGAGAGAGACCUCAGAUGCAGCAUGUUUCACAGACGGAGGUCCCUGUGAAAGCCGAACAUCCAGCAGAGCAAGCCAUCAGCAAGCCCAAAGUGGAGAUCCCUAUUCAGAGAGAGGGUGAUGCGCAGCCGGCUGCACAGCCAGCUGCACAGCCAGCUGCACAGCCAGCUCAGGUGCAAGAGUCAGCAAACAUCAGUUUCCAAGUUCCGCUGAAAUCAGAACCGCAGGAAACGGUUGUCCCGCAGCCAGAAGAACCACCGGCAAAAGCACCAGAAGCUGAGACGCCUGCCCAGGAGCCAAGCCCAAGCCACCCAGGACUGGCCAAGGUGCAGCAGAUCGUGGAGCGAGUAGAGAGGUUGGCACAGGAGGUGAAGUGUUUUGACGGGAAAAAGAAUGACAAGAAAUACCUAAUGUUGGAAGAACUACUGACCAAAGAGCUUCUGGCUCUCGAUUCGGUCGACCCAGAGGGCCGGGCAGACGUCCGACAGGCGCGGCGUGACGGAGUCCGCAGAGUCCAGAACAUUCUGGAGGAACUCGAGGCGCUUGAUGAGCAGACGUCUCAGUCAGGGAGUGAGAUGUGUGUGGACACAAGCAGCCCAGCACAGACAGAAGAGCCCAUCUCUACAGACACCAGCAGCCCCAACCAGAAAGGAGAGCCUAGUGUGAUCGGCCAGGCAGAUGUGGAAAUGACAAAAGAGAUAUCAUAAAAAAAAAACAAAAAAAACUGCACAGUUGAGAUUGAAGUUUGGGACACACAAAUCACAUUCUGUGAUUUUUGUUACUGGCUGCAUGUGUAAUUUAUUUAACUUCCCUGUUAGCUAAAGUCUAACGUGAUUUGGCUGCUGAGUGCAAUUUUGUGUGCAAGUAUUGUUGAUUUUCACUCACUCAGUUGUGUCUUGUAGCAGGACCAUAGUGGUAACUAUUUUGAUCCAGAAAUGGAGAUUAAAGAGGCCUUUAUCAAAAAUGCUUUAUUUUUGCUUCUACCUAUGGAUACGUUUGUUUACGUUUCUGUCAUGUAUGAACCUUAUGGAAUGUUUGGUGUAAUGGUUCACAUGACAACACUUCUGGUUAGUUUAUUUUUGUUGAUUACAAGAUUACACUUACUCCAGGUCAAAUUCGAUCAUUUUUCUCCGUCUCUCAUGAAAGAGAGCUUUACCUCUUCAAAAGCUAGCGUUAGCUAGCAGCAUUCAGGAUCCCAGUUUUACACUCAACCGCACUUUACAGGUUUGCUUACAACAGUAUUGUAAAAUUAGCUCAUUCAUUAUGCCAAAGUUCACUUAUUACCAACAUUAUAAUGAAUUAAUGAUAUUAAUAACAAUAUUGUUACAAUUCUGUUCUGUAACUAGUACCAAAACUGAUAUUUACUGAUACCAGAUGCAUUGUAAAAAAUGUCCUUUUUCUUAAACAGAAUGUAAUCUUUCUGAAAAAUAACUUGUGAACAAUGUUUUCACAGUGUUGAAUGAAGGCUGAAUAUUUUCUGUGAGUUUUGUGAGCCCUGUUAUUCUCCAUUCACUGUUAAUGGCUACGGUGUAGCACUGGAAGACAGCAGGGCACAGACUGCGUGUGUUUGUCAAACUGUGAGCAUUGAUCCGUCACUGCUUUUAAGUUGCAAUUUGUAUCAGUGUAAACAUCUUGAAGUCACAGCGGCACGGCUGCAAAUAAAAGUUU
Chanos chanos (milkfish) is the source of this 2520-nucleotide messenger RNA. It is a transcript of the gene bag3, whose product is annotated as BCL2 associated athanogene 3. Gene Ontology annotation, molecular function: adenyl-nucleotide exchange factor activity; protein-folding chaperone binding. The record is from RefSeq and is a predicted model, not a curated record. Gene Ontology annotation, cellular component: cytoplasm; nucleus; membrane. The transcript is spliced from 4 exons. Gene Ontology annotation, biological process: muscle cell cellular homeostasis; protein stabilization; negative regulation of striated muscle cell apoptotic process. Bases 12 to 1559 code for a protein of 515 amino acids. NCBI's taxonomy places the organism in Eukaryota, Metazoa, Chordata, Actinopteri, Gonorynchiformes, Chanidae.